Microplitis demolitor is the source of this 508-nucleotide messenger RNA. RefSeq lists its product as uncharacterized. Bases 128 to 436 code for a protein of 102 amino acids. The transcript has 3 exons. The record is from RefSeq and is a predicted model, not a curated record. NCBI's taxonomy places the organism in Eukaryota, Metazoa, Arthropoda, Insecta, Hymenoptera, Braconidae.
CAUUAAAUAGUAAUUAGUUGUCUAGGCUGGUCUCGACUUCAAAGCCUUUAAAUUACUUUUGGAAAAUUUGGAAUUUGCCACGUGGAAAAUUUUAAUAUUUUAAAUUUUCUUUUAUUAAUUAAAAAUAAUGAAUUAUUUAAUGAUAAUAAUCAGUGUCUUGUUUUUUUGUGCGAUUGUACACGCACAAAACUCAAUGAAUGAGACUGAAAAUUGUUUAGAAAUUUGUAAAAAUGAAACAAUAAAACAUUCAAUUAUGAAAAGAGAUAGAUUUUCAGAUGCAUAUGAUGGAUUACUUAAGUUAAUAAAAGAAAUUGUUGAUGCUAUCUCAGAUAUUAUUAAAUACACACCAGAAGCUGCAGAAGAUUUCCUCAAGGAAUUUAUUAACAAUGCCCUGAAAUCUUUACAAGAAAAAAUAUCACCACAAGACCGCAAGUAACUUGAGGCGUAACUUUGUAUCGUGAAAUUUAAUUAUAAAAAUGAAUGAAAUUUGAAUAAAUUGUGUCAUGAU